GUCCUACAACCACGGGCCAAGAAGUUCCAAAAAAACAGAACUCGGCUUAUGGGCCAGGCGAUAGGUUACUUAUUUCGGUGGUCAGACCAUAUAAACGUAUGACUGUGCUGCUUGCUGCAUCCAUCGUCCUUGCAUUGCGCUCCACAGUGACCUUGCUACUGGCUACUUGAUGUUGACCUCACUGGUCAGAAGUUUACGGUGACCUUUCUAUUCUUCACUGACCGUGACAGGUCACAGCCUGUUGGCUAGGUGCUACCCAUUGUAACAGCUUUGAUGUUCAAAUCAUGCGGCAUUCAUGCUGAGACCGUCAAGACAGAGUAAAGACCUUUAGAGAUCGUAAUAUUUGCGAAAGAUUGCCUAGGACUAAGAUCAGUUUAAGCCUGUUGAAGAUAAGCCGUCAGACUGAAAUCCUUCUACGUGAGUUAUACACAUUUAGACAUGGUGGGAUUGCACACUCUUCUCGUCAUUUGUCUUUGCGCUUCCAUCACGCUGUCUUCCGAAGUCGAUGCAGACAAAAGUGCUUCAAAUAAAAGCGAUGUGGAAGUCUCAGAGGGUAAGUCCUAAGAAUACGUCUUUGAUCUUGAGUUAGUACAUACAGAGUUUAGUGGUUAACCUUUUAAUAAUGCAGUAUAAGUCUUGUUUUUACUGUUUUUUUAAGUAUUUUGUUUAUAAUGGAAGUAAGGUAGAUUUAAUGGAGACGCCUCGUGUUGCAGUAAAGAUAAAUUUAGUCACAAAAAUAAAGCAUCAAAGGAGGUGUAGCCAUUUAGGUAAUUUAUCAAUGUUUAUGUCUUAAUAAUUUAUAAAAGCCUUUACUAAAACAGAGUAAGUUGUUGUUGUUUGUUUGUUUUUUUUCUAUUUACUUCUUAAAGCUUAAGUUAAGUACAAUCUUCGAAAAAAAAAUAUAUUGAAACACAAUACCAAGCAAGGUAAAGUAGACCUAUAUCAAAGAAUGUCUGAGAUAGAAGGGGGGAAAAGGAAUAUGAGCUAAAACCAGAGAGAAAUCUAUGACAAAGUAUAUAAGCGGUUUGAGGUUCUCACUUCAUGGCUAAUCCACACUAGAUUUACUUUCAUUUUUUUUUUUUUUUUUGUGGAAGUAAAUGUAAUUGAGGAAAAAUCUAUUCGGCUCAUACAGAUAUUUAGCUAAAGUCAAGGAUUUGAUAAACAUAGAAGGGUUUUUUUGUUACAGAUGGAGACUCCCUGCCACUAUCGUGUCUAUCCAAAUAUUUUAAAAGCAUCUUGUUUAAUAUCCACCAUCAUAUGAGGAGGAUCGUAGAAUUCUUGUUUCAGCCCAAGCGUGUUCAAAGAAAUGUAUUCCAUACUUCUGAAUAUCGUAAUUUCUUAAAUCAGAAUUUAAAAAAUUGUAAAUUUUCUCUCAAGCCCACCCAAGAUCAAGAUUUGAUUGAACUAACCCUAGCCAAGUGCGUGGUAGGCCGACACUUGAAUAUCGCUUUCUGAAACAACCUCAUUGUCUAACAAGUCUGUUGAUAGUGUUACUGAAAUUGUGGGCUUAAAACAAAACGUCCCUGGAUGAAGGCUCAAAAAAGUGUGCCAACUAAUGAUCUAUAGCAGAAGUGAUGUGCAAUCAGGAUCAGGGGCGUAGCUAGGUAGGGCGGGCGAAACGUACCUGUAACUCGGACAAUUGCACGUGGUGCCAUGUGCUUAGGGUGCCAUCAACAAUCUUCCAAAAUUGGAGAGAAAAAAAUCAUUGCAUGUGGGCGCCACGGAAGAAAAAUAGGAAGUGCAAUAAAAAGAUUUGUUGAUCUAAAGGCUUGAAAACAACACAAUGUCAUCGGUAGGCUAAUUGUUGCUACUGCCCACGGUAGGCUAAUUGUUGAUACUGCCCACGGUAGGCUAAUUGUUGAUACUGCCCACGGUAGGCUAAUUGUUGAUACUGCCCACGGUAGGCUAAUUGUUGAUACUGCCCACGGUAGGCUAAUUGUUGAUAUUGCCCACGGUAGGCUAAUUGUUGAUACUGCCCACGGUAGGCUAAUUGUUGAUAUUGCCCACGGUAGGCUAAUUGUUGAUGCUGCCCACGGUAGGCUAAUUGUUGAUACUGCCCACGGUAGGAUACUUGUUGAUACUGCCCACGGUAGGAUAAUUGUUGAUACUGCCCACGGUAAGCUAAUUGUUGAUACUGCCCACGGUAGGCUAAUUGUUGAUACUGCCCACGGUAAGCUAAUUGUUGAUACUGCCCACGGUAGGAUAAUUGUUGAUAAUACCCACGAUAGGAUAAUUGUUCAUAAUGUCUAAAUACAAGUUAAGAAAAGCAGUUUAUCGUUCAUUGUUUGUUUAAAAAAACAACCUAGAUAAUAAUCUCAUUACUGUAUCCCUAGUUUUAUUUCCUUACACAAAUAUGUAGGAUUAUAUUUGAAAGGGGCGCCAACGUUAAUCGUGCUAGGGGUGCCAGCAACCGUAGAGUCGGCCCUGUAACUAGGCCACGGGAAAAAUGUUGGACUUUUGGAAAAGAUUAUAUCAGUAAUGAUCAAUAAUCAAUGACUUUUUUUAAAUCUCUUACAGCCCCGAAGGUGAACUGGAUCUGUCCCAACGGCUGGGUCAGUUUGAUAGACGAUAGCAGCAUCAUGUGUUUGUGGUUCAGUAACGGGAGCCUUAGCCACCCGCUGGCCAGGGAUCAUUGUGCCAAGUAUCAGGCCAGUUUGGUCAAGGUGAACACAGUCAAGAAGAUCCAGCUAUUGAAAGGUCAGUAGCCAGUGUAUGAAAUGUACUGGUCGGUCACUCGAGAAUUCUAUAUCCAUCGUAAACGUUAGGAAAACACUUUUGGGAAAAGAUAGAGACAUUGCAAAAACUGGACAUUUCCUAGGGUUAAGCUAUUUUGUCCUGAAUAGUUUUGAACAUAUCCUAGUGUUUGUCUAUUGUGUCCGAAUAGUUUUAGACAUUCUCUAGUGUUUAGCUAUUUUUUCCAAAUAGCUUUGGACGUUUCCUAGGGUUUAGCUGUUUUGUUUGCUUUGUAGUUAUUUCCCCUUGUAUCUAUAGGGUUACAUUUAUUCAUAUUGUAUACUGUGGUCUAUGAACACUGAAGAAUUUAUUUUCCAAAUUGCGUAAAUAGCAUAAAUUUUCCCUUGGUUUCAGGGGACGUGAUUGCCUUGUUUAUAUUAGAUUGAAAUGUUGUUGUUGGUUUUUUUGUUGGUCGCUAGAUUCUUAGAAUAUUGAAAAUAGCGCACGUUGAGUGAUUCGAAUUUAAUCUAAUCUGUAACUUACCCUGUACGUGAAUGUGUUUCAGAAUGUGGUCUUGUCUGUAGCUUACCUUGUACGUGGGUGUCUUUCAGCAUUUGACUAAUCUGUAACCUACCCUGUACGUGAAUGUGUUUCAGAAUGUGGUCUUGUCUGUAGCUUACCUCGUACGUGGGUGUCUUUCAGAAUUUGUCUAAUCUGUAACUUACCCUGUACGUGAAUGUGUUUCAGAAUGUGGUCUUAUCUGUAGCUUACCCUGUACGUGAAUGUGUUUCAGAAUGUGGUCUUAUCUGUAGCUUACCUUGUACGUGAAUGUGUUUCAGAAUGUGGUCUUAUCUGUAGCUUACCCUGUACGUGAAUGUGUUUGAGAAUGUGGUCUUAUCUGUAGCUUACCUUGUAAGGGGGUGUGUUUCAGAAUUGAUCGCUAAACGUGAAGCAGAACAUUGGAUUGGCCUACAUAAAGAUCGUGGUUACGAGUCUAGCUUCAGAUGGUAUACCCUGAGAGGCGACGUGCGGGUGAGUAGAGUGUUGUCGCAGCUGACCAAUAGGUUAUUAUUAAAUGGUAUGGAGCUCAUUACGAAAAAAAAAACAAAAAAAAACGCAGAACCGAUGAGGCAUCGAAAUCUAAAAAAGUCGAUUUUAGGGGAACACCGGGGAGAUUUUUUCCUAGCCGUGAAAAAAAUAUGUAAAUUAAUGUGUUGCCACUACCAUUGAAAAUUAGUAGAAUCAACGUCUUGAAUCGUGCGCAUGGUUAGAUUCUCUCACUCUAACCAUCUUGCUACGCCGUCCUGCAGGCCGACACAAGCAUCUUGCCCGCUGCUUUCCGUGACUACAUGAGCUACAAGGCACAGUGUGUUUACGUCUCUUCCGACGGUGCCGAGUGGGAGAUGGAGGACUGCGAUACAGAAUGGAGCUUCAUCUGUGAAAAAAAUAUCGGUCAGUAUCCCUUUAGCUACCACGCAGUGUCUUAAGACAUCAUAAUUUAAUACAUAUCAACAGCAGCGAGUUACAAUGAUUUUACGUGUGACCUUCGACUCUGGAAUUUUUUUGCUUAUAACAUUCACAAACGAUUCCCAUGUGUGUGCAUGUGUGUCCAUGUGCGUGUCUUCGUGUGUGCAUGUAUGAGUGUGGGUGUGUGUGCGUUCGUAUGUAAGUGUGUAUGAGUGUGUGAGCAUGCGUAUGUGUGUCCACGUAAGUACGUGCGUGGUUUGUGCGUGCAUGUGUCCGUGGUGGGAGUGUGUGUCCGUGGUAGGAGCGUGUGUCCGUGUUGGGAAAGUGUGUGUCCGUGGUGGGAGCGUGUGUCCGUGGUGGGAGUGUGUGUCCGUGGUGGGAGUGUGUGUCCGUGGUGGGAGUGUGUGUCCGUGGUGGGAGUGUGUGUCCGUGGUGGGAGUGUGUGUCCGUGGUGGGAGUGUGUGUCCGUGAUGGGAGUGUGUGUCCGUGGUGGGAGUGUGUGUCCGUGGUGGGAGUGUGUGUCCGUGGUGGGAGUGUGUGUCCGUGGUGGGAGUGUGUGUCCGUGGUGGGAGUGUGUGUCCGUGGUGGGUGGUGGGAGUGUGUGUCGGUGGUGGGAGUGUGUGUCCGUGGUGGGAGUGUGUGUCGGUGGUGGGAGUGUGUGUCCGUGGUGGGAGUGUGUGUCCGUUGUGGGAGUGUGUGUCGGUGGUGGGAGUGUGUGUCCGUGGUUUGAGUGUGUGUCCGUGGUGGGAGUGUGUGUCCGUGGUGGGAGUGUUUGUCCGUGAUGGGAGUGUGUGUCCGUGAUGGGAGUGUGUGUCUGUGAUGGGAGUGUGUGUCCGUGAUGGGAGUGUGUGUCCGUGAUGGGAGUAUGUGUCUGUGAUGGGAGUGUGUGUCCGUGAUGGGAGUAUGUGUCUGUGAUGGGAGUGUGUGUCCGUGAUGGGAGUGUGUGUCCGUGAUGGGAGUAUGUGUCCGUGAUGGGAGUGUGUGUCCGUGAUGGGAGUGUGUGUCCGUGAUGGGAGUGUGUGUCGGUGAUGGGAGUAUGUGUCUGUGAUGGGAGUGUGUGUCUGUGAUGGGAGUGUGUGUCGGUGAUGGGAGUAUGUGUCUGUGAUGGGAGUGUGUGUCCGUGAUGGGAGUGUGUGUCCGUGAUGGGAGUAUGUGUCUGUGAUGGGAGUGUGUGUCCGUGAUGGGAGUGUGUGUCCGUGAUGGGAGUGUGUGUCCGUGAUGGGAGUGUGUGUCCGUGAUGGGAGUGUGUGUGCUUGUGUUUCUUUGUGUGUGCGUGUGCUUGCUUUUAUUUGUGCGUGUAUUUGUGUGUCUUUGUUUAUGUUCGUGCUUGCGUGUGUUUGUGUGUGUAUGUGUGUGUGUGCGCAUGCGCGUGUGGGCGUGUGUUUUUGUAUGUGCGGUUGUGGAGUAAGUCAAUCAGCGAUGAAUUUCUUUGCUCUAUAACAAUUUGAAUUAACACUAGAAUGCCUUAAUCUUUCGUAGAUUAUUUCCCCUUCCUAAAUAUGUUAUUUUUUUAAAACGGUUUUCUAACUAUAUCACUUCUAUUUUAUUACUUGUUACAACAGAGUGCAUGUAACAGUUAUAGUUUACUACUCGGUACCACAGAGUGCAUGUGACAGUUAUAUUUUACUACUCGGUACCACAGAGUGCAUGUGACAGUUAUAUUUUACUACUCGGUACCACAGAGUGCAUGUGAGUGUUAUAUUUUACUACUCGUUACCACAGAGUGCAUGUGACAGUUAUAUUUUACUACUCGGUACCACAGAGUGCAGUCCAGGAAGUUUUGGUGAUAAAUGUGUCAAGGUCUGCCACUGCAUCGGGGAGCCGUGCACCACGAAGAGCUCAGAUGGCAGCGACGACGUCACAUGUCGGUGGGGCUGUCAGAGAGGUUGGAUGGGACCAGCUUGUGACAUAGGUAAACAUAAGGGGGGUCAUACUGACCUAGGACAUUUCUGCCAUGUGGUCAUACCGACAUUGGGUCACACCAACCUGCGGUCAUACCGACCUGGGGUCAUACCGAUCUGUGUUCACACUGACGGUUUGGGGAUCAUCACAAGUAUAUUAUUCUCAACCACCAGUAGAACAUUCAUAAAAAGUAUAACAGUGAUUGCAUUACAUGUAAUAAUAGGCUGAAUAAAAUGAUAGAAAUUACUGAGGCCAUAAACACAGAGAACUACGAGGUGUAUAGCUAUGUGUAACAAUUUUUAGUGGUUGAAAGAUGACCUGUAUGAUUCGAUUCUCCGAAAAUAAGGCAGCCUUUUGAUUGGCAUUUUGAAAAUUAUUAUUAUUUUUAAUUGGUUUUAAAUGUUUUUCUUAGUUUUUUUGUUGAAAUAUUCCAAAUGCAAUUUUUAUUAUACAAACUUCUUUUUUGAAAGAAAAACAAGACCCGGAUGUCAAGUAUUACUGUCUCAAUUCGGACCAAGGGGGUAAAAAAGUGCUCAUAAGAAUUUACACUAAAGGAGUGGAGUACAAGUGAGUUAAUGUUACAAUGUCUCUGUGUCAUUUCAAGUGUUCUAAUCGUGUUUAAUUAAAUCACUAUGACUUGGAUAAAAUUAAUAUAGCAGAUACAAUUGUCCUGUAGUUAAAAAAUCAAAUGAAUGAAAACCAUAAGAAUAAAUCCCUAAGAGUAGCAACACAAGCAAAGGAGGGUGCAAAAUUUUUAAGGCUAUCAGGAUUUUUUUUAAAAAUCUUAGCCUAAAGAAAUCUGUAGGUCUUAGGAAAUUUUUUAUUAAAUUCUGAAAUGUGAGAGUGCCAAUAAACUCCUGAGCUAUAAUAUCAAGACAGUGUUUUUAAUUCCUGGAACAUUUUCAAAUCGUGAGAAUUUAUUUUUCGAAUUUUAUAAAAUAACUUGUAAGAAAAUAGCUGAAAAACUUGGAAUUUUAGCUUCAAUUUUAAUUUGUUCAUUUUUUUUUUUUUUGGACACAUAUUAAAAUUCGGACUAAGUGCUUACUACUUGUAUCAAUUGGAAGUGUGUGGGAUUAAAAAUAAAUAAUAAAAUGUGUAUUGCUUCUUAUUGGCUCACACGAUCAUUUGGUGAUCUCAGUUUUGCAAAGUGAUGCUCUCUAUAAUGGGUGAAGAAAAAACAACAAAACAAACAAAGGAAUAACCAACCCGAAAAUCAAAUUUUCGUAAUAUUACGGGGUAGGGGGGGGGGGUUAUACCUGACUCAAUUUAAAGGCAAAAAUCUCGUAUCUUGCAUUUUUCUUUUUUUUAUUUAUUUUGAAGAAAUUUUGCUAUUAUGUUGGGGUUUUUUUUUUCAUGUUUGAAGGCCCACGAUCAAUUUAUUGAUCAUUUUGGCUCCUGGUUUGAAUUCAGAGUUAGCCUUCUCUACACACCUUCCCCCCAUAAUACGUCCCUGCACACGUUUUAUUUCGCGCCCAUGCACUAUAUAAAUAGUCUAAUGUCCCAACCACUUUUAAACCGAAUAUUUAUUACACCACAUUUAAAUUGAGACGAUUUCUUUUUGCGAAAAAGAAAAUAUUACGCACCAAAUGCAGUUGCGUUAUUUAAAAUAACAUUUACUAUUUUGCGUAGUCAUCGGGUAUUCUAUUUUGCGCGCCGUCUGGAAAUGAAUGCAGUCACACCUCAAAAUAUCUAUGAGAGAAUUGUGUUUCUGAUAUCCUGUCAAUUUAAUAAAUAUUUAUAGAGGACUGCCUUUCGAGGCAAGCCCCGUGAAGUAAAUAAAUAGCGGAACAAGAUAUGUUUACGCUUGACCAAAAAAGUCAGAACAUUUAAACGGACGUUUCGGCACAACGCCUUCUUCUGCAGACAAGACACAACAAGAAAUAGCAAAUUAUUUCAAAUUUAAAAACUUAAGUGUUAAUUUCAAUUUGUUUAAAACAUAAGUUUUAUAGAUACAAACCUUUCAUCAUCUAAAAUGCUCCUAGGUCGAUACACGGACUUACAGCCAAUCAGACACGAGGUCAGUGGUGUCAGGGGUCAAAUUUCUUUAAGCCAUACGAUCCUUCGAAGCCGGUGGAAAUCACCAUCAGGGUGGAUGAAGCGAUGGAAGAGGAAGCUGAAAGAGGAGACUGCGUGGGCGACGUAAGUAAAUAGAAAUGUGUGUGCCUUACAUAGAAGUUUUGCCAGGCAUAGAUUUGUGCCUGACAUAGGAGUUAUGUUAGACAUAGAAGUUACGACAGACAUAGAAGUUACGACAGACAUAAAAGUUAUGACAGACAUAGAAGUUACGAUAGACAUAGAAGCUAUGACAGACAUAGACGUUAUGACAGACAUAGAAGUUACGACAGACAUAGAAGUUAUGACAGACAUAAAAGUUUGACAGACAUUUAUUUGUGCCUACAUAAAUUAUUGCUAAACACAAUGGAGUGUUUGCCAUAGAUAUUUACCUUUUAUAGUUGUAACACAUGCUAUUCUAUUGCCAGUCUGUUGCAACAGUUUAAUGCAUGAUACAUAUUUGUACAUGACAUAGCUGUUUGCCUGCUGUUUGCCUAACUGAGAUUUUUACCUGCCAUAGCCGUUGGCCUAACUCAGACGUUCACCUAUCAAAGCCGUUAGCCUGGCAUCAUCAUGCUAUAGCUGUUUGUCUACUGUCUGCCUAACAUACAUUUUUAACUGCCACAGCUAUUUGCCUCGCAUAUGCUUUUACCUGCCAUAGCUGUAUGCCAGCUGUUUGUCUGCCAUAAAUUUUAACUGCAAUAGUUAGUUUUUGCAAAUGACAACAGCUGUACGAAUGAAUGCUUGUCGUAGUAUACCGGAUAAAGAUACAACAGGCGUCGAAGGAAUCGACUUUGUCAUUUAAGGGUGGUUUCCGUGAGGACAGGAGAGACUUAACCUGUGGACCAAGCCGGUCAAGGGUACAUAAGUAAGGGACAUUAUCGGAAAGGAUAUCCCGACUGAGUCCCAGUAAUGAGUUUUUUGUGUGCUGGUAAAUGUGGCGUGUCCACGCAGACCCUGGGUGGUGAUAGUUGUGGCGUGUCCACGCAGACCCUGGGUGGUGAUAGUUGAUUAAAGUAUCGUGAUAGAAAAAACGCCAAUUUGAGAGCCGUUAAUAAGCGGGUAGAGACAUGGAAGGCGACCGGUGUAAAUGAUAUGUUCGGGAGAACGUAGUCUCCAGUAAUGUAGCAAGUCUCUAGGGAAGUUGCAAGUCUCUAGUAAUGUAGCAGUCUCCAGUAAUGUAGCAAGUCUCUAGUGAAAUAGCUGGUCUCUAGUAAUGUAGCAAGUCUCUAGAUAUGAAGCAAGCCUCUGGUAAUGUAGCUAGUCUCUAGGAAUGUAGCAAGUCUCUAGUGAAAUAGCUGGUCUCUAGUAAUGUAGCUAGUCUCUAGUAAUGUAGCUAGUCUCUGGUAAUGUAGCUAGCCUCUAGUAAUGUAGCAAGUCUCAACAGUAGAGAGGGAACAUUUGAAAGGGAACAGUUGAGAGGGAAUAUUUAAGAGGGGACUGUUGAGAGGGAAGGGGUGAGAUGGAGCAGAUGAGAGGAAACCGUUGAGAUAGAUAGUUUUGAGACUACACGUGACUGGUUUGACGGAGGUAGUGUUGAGACAAUAACAUUGAGGAGAAUAGAAAGAGUCAAGCUUGAGUACGUGACCUAGUCGUACAGCUAGAGUGAAAUACAAAAUAACUUUUUUUUUAUAUUAGCAAUAAAUACGUAACAUAUUAUCACCUGGACUUCUGGAGGUUGUGUUAUUUGGAUUUGAUGCAAGUCAACGUCGUGCUUUUGUCUGCCUCAACGUUAUGCUUUUGUCUGCCUCAACGUUAUGCUUUUGUCUGUCUCAACGUUAUGCUUUGGUCUGUCUCAACGUUAUGCUUUUGGUAUGUCUCAACGUUAUGCUUUUGUCUGUCUCAACGUUAUGCUUUUGUCUGUCUCAACGUUAUGCCUUGGUAUGUCUCAACGUUAUGCUUUGGUAUGUCUCAACAUUAUGUUUUUGUCUGUCUCAACGUUAUGCUUUGGUAUGUCUCAACGUUGUGCUUUUGUCUGCAUCACCAUCGUGCUUUUUUCUGCCUCAACGUUAUGAUUUGGUGUGUCUCAAUGUUGCGCUUUUGUCUGUCUCAACGUCAUACAUCAACGUCUGUCAUAACUUUGUGCAUUUGUCUGUCUCAGCGUUAUGUUUUAGUCAGGUUCAACACCUAGAUGACCAAACUAAAGAGAGGAGCGGUCAUGAACGGGCACGACGAAGUCAAAACAGUGAUUGGUGAUUCAGGGCCGGAGACCUCCCCCGUAACAAUCGCCAUGUGACAACCGCUCUUGACAACCACCCUGUGACAACCGCCCUGUAACAACCGAACUUGACAACCACCCUGUGACAACCGCCCUGUGACAACCACCCUGUGACAACCGCCCUGUGACAACCGCCCUAUGACAACCACACUUGACAAACGCCCUGUGACAACCACCCUUGACAGCCACGCUGUGACAACCGCCCUGUAACAACCGAACUUGACAACCGCCCUGUGACAACCGCCCUGUGACAACCGCCCUUGACAACUGCACUUGACAAACGCCCUGUGACAACUGCCCUGUGACAACCACCCUGUGACAACCGCCCUGUGACAACCACCCUGUGACAACCACCCUGUGACAACCGCCUUGUGACAACCGCCCUAUGACAACAGCACUUGACAAACGCCCUGUGACAACAGCCCUGUGACAACCACCCUGUGACAACCGCCCUGUGACAAACGCCCUGUAACAAACGCCUGUGACAACCGCCCUGUUUGUCUGCUGUUUCGCCUGACAUAGUUUUAAAGACUUGUGUUUUGAAGAGAUAAUAAUUAAUUGUCAUAAAAAUAGAGUUCAUAGACCGCUGGUCGUUGCUUUUUUAACAUGUAUAUUCCACAUGAAAAUGGUGAGAAUUUCAUUAAAUGAUUAAAGCACUAGUCUAGUUGUAUCUUGCAUGAGUUCUGUGGUAUGAGAUUUGCCAUUCACACAGUUAAAGAAGCGGUGUUGAGAUGUUCUGAUACUAAAAAAAAACGCCACUGGAUUUUUACCAUAUUUUCCGGCGCAUGGGAUGACUUUUUAACCCAAGAAAAUAUUUUCAAAAGUCAGGGGUCGUCUUAUAAACCCAGUCGUCUUAUAAGCCCAGUCGUCUUAUAAGCCCAGUCGUGUUAUGUGCUGGUAUACAGCAAAAGUCUUAUUUUUUAACAGCAAAAGUAGGGGGUCGUCUUAUAAACAAAGUCGUCUUAUAAGCCCAGUCGUCUUAUAAGCCCAGUCGUGUUAUGUGCUGGUAUACAGCAAAAGCCUUAUUUUUUAACAGCAAAAGUAGGGGGUCGUCUUAUAAACAAAGUCGUCUUAUAAGCCCAGUCGUCUUAUAAGCCCAGUCGUCUUAUAAGCCCAGUCGUGUUAUGUGCUGGUAUACAGCAAAAGCCUUAUUUUUUAACAGCAAAAGUAGGGGGUCGUCUUAUAAACCCAGUCGUCUUAUAAGCCCAGUCACCUUAUGUGCUGGUAUACAGCAUAAGCCUUAUUUUUUAACAGCAAAAGUAGGGGGUCGUCUUAUAAGCCCAGUCGUCUUAUAAGCCCAGUCGUCUUAUGUGCUGGUAUACAGCAUAAGCCUUAUUUUUUAACAGCGAAAGUAGGGGGGUCGUCUUAUAAACCCAGUCGUCUUAUACGCCGAAAAAUACUGGUAUUUGUAAAAGAGGUACCCAGGCCCGCACCUGGUGGGGUGGGGGACAACCAUAGCACGUGUCAGGGGCCCGAGCUAGAUAGGAGCUGUUGCUUUUUUGUCCACGAAAGGGGCCCGAACUCUGUCAGCUGCCUGAGGCCCAGGAUGUCGUAGGUGUGGGCCUGAGGUACCUACGUCAGUUAGUUUCGCGUUGACGCCUGGUGAACGACUGAAACAGCUGUUUGGUUUUCUUUAAACAAAUAAUUACUUUUUAGAAAUAACAGGUAUUCUUUUUCUGUACUGAUUCUCGGAUGUUCAGUGCAGCAUAUUAAACUAUGUACCGCUUAUGUAUGUAUGUAUGUAUGUAUGUAUGGCAUCUUUCCCUCUGCGGGAGUCGAAAGAUUAACUUUAUUGCUUGCAGCUCUUGGUGUGGCUGGUGAGACCAAUCCUCGAAUGGCAGUCUCUGUUACAUUUCCCACACACGAAUGCGGUGGAGCAGUAUUUACCGGCCUUCCUCCUCGCUCUCUUUGCAGCUGUUUCCGCCCUGUUUUGCUCCUCGGCAUGUAGUGAUCCUGCCUUCACGAUGCCCCGCCAUGAGGAUCGAUCCUCUGCCAGCUCCUCCCAGUUUGAGAUGUCGAUGUUGGCCGACUUCAUGUCUCUUUUGCAUAUGUCUAAGUAUCUCAGACGAGGCCGUCCAACUGACCUUUUCCCUGUCGCCAGCUCGCUGUAUAGCACGUCCUUGGGUAUGCGACCAGGUUGCAUUCGCUUGACGUGUCCAAGCCAGUGGAGGCAUCUUUGGAUUAACAUGGCUGGGACGCUCCACAUGUUUGUUUGGGACAGGACAUCCGUGUUGGGGACUUUGUCUUGCCAUUUAAUGUCAAUGAUGUGGCGCAGGCAUUUGAGGUGGAAGCCUCUUUAACGCACAGAUGUUCAGUGCACCAUAUUAUACUUUCUCCUUUCAGAUUGACGAUCCAGAUAGUUUUCAGUUGACACUUGUUAUCCAGGAGAACGAGGGCAUCCUCCUGGAACAUGACCUGCAGGUAUCCAUUCAAUGUAACUUCACCAAGGGAGAGAACCUUAUCAGGGACAGUCAAUACGUCAUCAAUGGGUUAGUACUCUAAUGGGGGAAACAUCAAGGGCUGUAACAAUAGCAUUGAAUUAUUUUACCAAUAGCAUUGAAUUGUUGUACCAAUAGUAUUGAAUUGUUGUGACAAAAAUAUAGAAUUGUUGUCACAAUAACAUUGAAUUGUUGUGACACUGACAUUCAAUUGCUGUAACAAUAACAUUGAAUAGUUGUAACCAUGACAUUGAAUGAUAAAAUUAUAUUGAAUUGCUGUAACAACAAAAUUGAGUUGUUGUAACAACGACCUUGAAUGGUUGUAACAAUGCCAUUGACUUUGUGUUACGAUUUUCAAAACUGUGGCCAAACUGCUUGUGUUAUCGUCCGAUCAAGCCCCACCCCAUCACCGUCCCUCCAGUGAAGAGACAAGUUAUCUUUGAUGUUAUCUUUGAUGCUAUCUUUCAGAGAGCCUAGCCACGUCCAUCACCAGUCGCUGGAGCCUCAGUCCAUCGCUGAUGACGUCGUCCUGCAAAUUGUCAACGGCUACUCGGGGGAGCCGGUCAUCGAGGCGUCGGUGGGGAGCACGGUGGUGCUUCAGAUCAAGUAUGGCCUGAUGGAAGGUACAACGAACGUAUAGACCAGCGGGUUUCAACCUGUCGGGGUCAAACGACCCCUUACAUAAGGGUUGCAUGAGACCUAGGAAUAAACAUAUUUAUGAAGUAGCAAAGAAAAAAAUUACGGUUGGGGGUCACCCCAACGUAAGGAACUGUAUUAAAGGGUUACGGGAUUGGAAUGUUGAGAACCACGGGUAUCAUCAUCAUCAGUGGCCCUACAGCCCAGAACCACUGAUGUAGACUGGUCGUAUGUUAAAGUAUAGUAUGAAUCCAAAACAUACAAUGUUCAAUUUUUUUAUAUCAAUAAAUAAAUAAGGUAAUACGUUUAUGUUAUUUCAAAUGCCGGUACCCAACAAAUACUUUACACUUUCAUUGGAAUAAAUAGGUUAGUUGUCGUGGGACGACAUUACCGUUUCGGUAUAGGUUAGUUGUCUUGGAAGGACAUUACCAUUUCAGUAUAGGUCAGUUUUCGUGGAAAGACAUUACCGUUUCAGUAUAGGUCAGUUUUCGUGUAAGGACAUUAUCAUUUCAGUAUAGGUCAGUUGUCUCGGAAGGACAUUAACAUUUCAUUUCAAGCCCACGAAGACCUUCCUGUUCAAUGAUUACGUUAAAAUGCUCAAGGUCAAAACAUUUCAUAUUUCAGGAUGUUGAAAGAGAGAAGAUGGCCUGUACAUGAAAUGUUAUCUCUUCUAUAUAUUUUGCUUGUGGUGUGACUGCUUCCAUUUUCCAAUAGCUCUCAAAAUAUAAUUACCAAUGUUUACGCUAAAUGAUUUAGUUUUAUAAACGCAACUGCAUUUGGUGCGUAACACUUCCUUUUGUUUUCGGGAAAUGAAAUCGUUGAAUAUAAAUAGUAAUAAAUAUUCGGUUUAAAGUUGGCUGGGACAUCAGAAUAUUACUAAAUUUCAUGGGCGUGACAUAAAAAAUGUGCAGUGACGUAUCAUGGGGGAAGGGGGUGUAGCGUAAAUUGGUAUUCUUAAAUGUGCGUUACUUGAGUUCAUGUUUUGUCAAGUAACUUUAGUAGAUGGGAAGUUCACACAUUGUUUGCAUUAAUGUUUUGUGGGCAAUAACUAGUAGCUAAUAUGUGGAUUGCGUCACACACUGAUUUCCAUUAACACAAUCCAGCCAUAUUAUUGUUCCAAGGUUCCAUUAGAUUGACUUUUUCCUUAACAUCAUCUUCUUGUUCCAAGGUUCCCUCCUGAAGGGCGUGUUCCCCUACAACUGCUCGGCUGUUUCCCCCAGUGGCAAAGUUAAGAAACAACUCAUUGACCAGAACGGGUAACUUGAUGUUAACUUGCAUAGUGUGUUGUUAAUUUCCAUAGUGUGUUUUUUAACUUACAUCGUUUGUUGUUGACUUUCAUAAUGUUUUGUUAACUGACAUACUGUGUUGCUAACUAUCACAACGUGUCGUUGACUUUCAUAGUGUUUGUCAGCUACGACAGAGUGCAUGCGCACUUAGAGAUGUCAAAGUAUGUAAAAAUCUCUACAGUUAGAAAUAGGACUAGUUAUGUAUAAUACUCGCAAUCUUUCUAUUUUCAAAAACAUAAAUAUAUAGAUAAAAGUGUUAUAAAUCUACUUUUAAUUCACACAAAUAGAUAUAUUUACCUAGGCUAGUUUUCAAUCUUGUUAAUGGGAUUUUAGAAUCGAUUUACUAUGAAAGUUUUUAACAUUUUUCAGUGACAUAUAAUGACUUCUAGCAUUGACAUUUAAUGACAUCUUUCAGUCAUAUAUGACUUUUUAUAGACAUUUAAUGACAUCAUUCAGUGACAUGUAAUGGAUCUUUUAGUGACAUAUAUGACAUCUUUCAGUGACAUAUGAUGACAUCUUUCAAUGACAUUCCAGGUGUUCACUGUCCAGCUCCCCCGUUUCCACAUUCUCCAAGGCGACCGACAACACCAUUAAGACCGGUUGGUUCCCCUUGUUUGCCUUCGAAGGCGAGCAGAGCGUCCAGUUUCAGUGCUCCUUCUCUCUGUGUUUCCAUGAAAACUGUUUUGUGGUGAGUGGCGUUUUCAUGACAACUGGUUUGUGGUGAGUAAUGUUUCCGUAACAAUUGUUUUGUGGUAAUGUGUCCAUGACAACUGUUUUGUGGUGAGUAAUGUUUCCAUGACAACUGUUUUGUGGUAAUGUGUCCAUGACAACUGUUUUGUGGUGAGUAAUGUUUCCAUGACAACUGUUUUGUGGUAAUGUGUCCAUGACAACUGUUUUGUGGUGAGUAAUGUUUCCGUAACAACUGUUUUGUGGUAAUGUGUCCAUGACAACUGUUUUGUGGUGAGUAAUGUUUCCAUGACAACUGAUCUGUGGUAAUGUUUCCAUGACAACUGAUUUGUAGUGAGUAAUGUUUCCAUGACAACUGUUUUGUGGUAAUGUUUCCAUGACAACUGAUUUGUGGUAAUGUUUCCAUGACAACUGAUUUGUGGUGAGUAAUGUUUCCAUGACAACUGGUUUGUGGUAAUGUUUCCAAGACAACUGGUUUGUAGUAAUGUUUCCAUGACAACUGGUUUGUAGUAAUGUUUCCAUGACAACCGGUUUGUAGUAAUGUUUUUAUGACAACUGUUUUUUGGUGAGUGAUGUUUUCAUGACCACUGUUUUUUGGUGUAUAUAUAUAAUAUUUGUAAUAAUUGUUGUGUAUAUGAAACUUAGCAUAUUUGACCGUGGGUAUGUGCGGCUACAUGUGUCUUACACAGUCCAUCACCCAGCAGAGCGCUCGUUGACUUAGUUUGUGUCAUUGUUCCGAGUGUGUCGUCAUGUGUAAGAUAACAAGACUACCACGUCAGUACUCGCUCAAUAACCUUCGUGUCAUCCCGAUCCAGGGCUGCCAAGGUCAUUACGAAUCUCGCCACCGCAGAGACGCGGUGAGCGAUGACAAGCCUCAGGAACACUCCGCUACCAGGACGAUCCGGGUGUUGCCAAGCAUCGACACUCAGCGUGCCACUAAACCAAGUAAGGAUAAGAUGGGUCCCUGUGUGAAGUGGGCGACAUGGUUCAAAUAUCAAAGUGCACAAAAAGCCUAAACAUUUUCUAGCGCUAUCACUAGCUUCGAUAUCAGCAGGCCUGCCGCUACAUUGUCUUGCAAAGCCUGCACCACAUGCGCUCCACAUGCGCACCACAUGCGCACCACAUGCGCACCACAUGCGCACCACAUGCGCACCACAUGCGCACCACAUGCGCACCACAUGCGCAACACAUGCGCACCACAUGCGCGACACAUGCGCACCACAUGCGCACCACAUGCGCACCACAUGCGCACCACAUGCGCACCACAUGCGCACCAGUACGCGUGGUGUACGCGUGGUGUACGCGUGGUGUACGCGUGGACAUGCGCACCACAUGCGCACCACAUGCGCACCACAUGCGCACCACAUGCGCACCACAUGCGCACCACAUGCGCACCACAUGCGGGCGUAGUAGUGUGCCUUUGUAAAGGACGAGGUUAUCGAUUGCAGGCCGACGCUUGGAUACAAAAGCACCGGUCCCAGUUAUCAGCUAACACAAUAGAACUCUGAGAAAUCACUGUUCAGCAUUUUAAACUGUCUAUUGUCUUUCAACUUAAUUUUUUUUUUUUUACGGGGCAUUGUGAUGUCAUAGAAAUUAAAAUUUUUCCCAACAUAUAAACUAAAUACAUAUUCAUGUUUUUUUUUAUAUUUCCUUUUUAAAUGGCCCUCUUUUCGCUGGUCUUUAAUGUCUUGAAGAAGUAUUUAUUUAUUUUAUCUGGUGUACUUUGUGUCGAUGCUGAUGUUGAUGCUGAUGUUGAUGCUGAUGUUGAUGCUGAUGUUGAUGCUGAUGUUGAUGCUGAUGGUACUCGUGAUAGAUGUUUACCCCUGUAACCUUAAUUCCCUCUGAACUGACACCAGAGAUAUGUAACCUGUCCCUAAAGUCAAUGCAUUUUUCCCUACAAAAAAAUGUUCCUCACAAAAUUCCCCAUACUAAAAUUCCGCACACGCAAAUUCCUCAUCAGAAGAUUGCACGAACAGAAAAUUUCCAAAACCUCGGAAAAUUCCCCUCAUAGGUUAUUCCAUCCAUCCAUCCCUGUGGCGCUACAGCCCAUGUAGAGCGUUGGCCUGCCUCACCACUUCCUUCCACUCAGACCUAGCUAAUGCCUUUUAUUUUCCAUGCUUGGACUUUCAGCUGUUGUAGAUCUUUUUCCACAUCAUCCAUCCAUCUAAGCCUAGGUCUGCCUUUGAUAUAGACUGUACAAUUCAUGGUUGCUUCGUAUUCUCCAUCCAUAUUCAUCCUUUGUUGGUCCAUAUAUUUUCCUGAGGACUUUCCUCUCCCAUGUGUUUAAUAUGUUUUCUACCCUUUUUUGUUAGGGUCUAAGUUUCACUUGCAUAUGUUACAACUGGUCUGAUUACAGUUUUAUAAAUAGUUUUCUUUGUUUCUCUUGUAAUAUUUUUUCUUUUGAGUAUUUUCUGGCUACUGAAGUAUAACCCAAUUUCCGGUUGAUAUUCUUCCUUUUGUUUCUGUUAGUAAUUCGUUUCUUUCAUUUAACAAGGAUCUUGGGUAUUUGAAUUGAUUUACUUUUUCAAAAGUUUGGUUUUUAAUUUUAAUAGCUUCAUCUGUUUGUUCUUCUCUUAUCAUGGUCAUGUAUUUUGUUUUUUGGUUGUUAACUUCCAGCCCUGCUUGUAGAGAUGCGUCUUCUAAUUCAAUAAAUGAUUGUGAUAUGUCUUUUAUACUUUUCCUUAGCAGUGCUAUGUCAUCAGCAUAUGCAAGAUACUGAAGUGGUUGGUUGUAGAGUGUGCCCGUUGGUUGUGGGUCUUGAGUUUCCUUCAUAAAGUAUCCGGUAAUCAUUCCUCGAGUGUCAAUGUGCAUGUUUCUCAUAACUCUCUCUAAUGUUAGGUUAAAAAGGUUAAGUGAGUCUCCCUGUCGUAGGCCUCGUCUAAUCUAAAAUUCCCUUGAAUAGAUUAUUCCGCAAAAAGAAUAUUGCUAAAAAUGUGUGUGUGCUGUAAGUGUAUCGGGUGUGUAGAACUAAAAGAAAAGUAGAUCUCUAUUUUGACAGGCCAGACUUCAACACAACACACACCAUACAUUUUACAAAGGGGAAAUCGCUAUCUAUGGAAUUGGAAAAAAAUAUAUGCUUAAUAUCGAUUUUUUAGUAGGCCUAUUUCUUAGAUUAAUCAGUAACAUUAAAUAUAUAACAUAUUGAUUACUCGUGUAUGGAUUAUCUUAUUGAUUAGAUAUGGCAAUUCUGGCUGUUGAACUCAAUAUGUUGACAGUUUUAUACUUGCGUGAGGACUCUUCAAAUUUUAUUUACAGUUUUCUCAAAACUUUGAGACCCUGACAUCACUGGCGGGUUUUCGAUUGAUAUGUUUAUAGCUUAAUUUUUGUGUUUCUUUUUUUUUUCUCUUUUAUCAAAUAAACUUUAAAUAUUUGGAGGUCCGUUCCCUUUUGGGUGAAUAAUUUUCAUUGCGCUAUUGUAUGAUACCAGUUCUAUUCUAGAUGUUUGUAGACAUUAGUUCCCACACAGCUGUUAGUGUCACCGCCGUAGGAUUCGCCACUUUCUUUAUCCCUAUAUCAUAUAUUUAUUUCUAUAUAAUAUAUUUGUAGAUAUAUUUAUAUGAAAAUACAAAAUAAAAAUGAUUUUAGAUUUGAUCAUUAACAUUUCGGCAAGCAUUUCGUGCCAAACUUUGAAAUUAAUUCCAGAUUCCAAGCCAGGGGCGUCGGUAGACAGUAGCUCAUACGAGUAUCAGCCCCCUCAGCCUGCUCCGCGAUCUGGCGACGGCCACCAGAUGAACUAUCUGAUGUACGUCAACCCAGUGACGUGUUCACUCUUCCUGCUGCUGUUGGUUGUCUUCCUCAUCAUGUACGUCUCCUUCCUGCACACACUGCGCAGGUCCGUGGACAGCAUCCGGAAAGAAAUUGAAGGCACCAGGUCCCGAGACAAGUUCCUUAACUGUGGAUGCAGGAAGCCUCUUAAAGACAAGGACUACGUUUGCCCUUAGUCAUAAAUUCACAUAUAUCAGCUGAGUGUUAAUUAUCACUACAACAUAUGUACAAUGUACUCAUUUACAUAACAAAUAUUAUGCUAAAUGUGUUAUAACCUUUUAAUGUGUAAUGAUUAUGACAUAAUAAACUGUUCUUACAAAGCCUCUAAGCCUUAAAGGAAAUUCAGCGAAAUUAAACUUGGCAUAUAGAAUUUUCUAGGGCAUUACUUUGAAAUAAACAUUGUGUUUCUUCAUAACAAU
Messenger RNA from Lymnaea stagnalis (great pond snail), 19543 nucleotides. The record is from the annotation of a GenBank genome assembly. Lineage: Eukaryota; Metazoa; Mollusca; Gastropoda; Lymnaeidae.